Messenger RNA from Brettanomyces nanus, 1419 nucleotides. RefSeq lists its product as uncharacterized. Bases 1 to 1419 code for a protein of 472 amino acids. Lineage: Eukaryota; Fungi; Ascomycota; Pichiomycetes; Pichiales; Pichiaceae. Gene Ontology annotation, molecular function: myo-inositol:proton symporter activity. The transcript has a single exon. Gene Ontology annotation, cellular component: membrane. Gene Ontology annotation, biological process: transmembrane transport. The record is from RefSeq and is a predicted model, not a curated record.
AUGUUAACGUUUGUGGCGUCGAUUUCUGGAUUUGUUUUUGGCUUCGAUACAGGUUAUAUCUCUUCAGUUCUGGUGAUGAUCGGUAAGGACUUAGACGGAAGGUAUUUAACUAUAGAGGAAAAAGAAUGGAUUUCGUCAUCCACAUCGUUGGGUGCCUUUUUUGCAUCUUUAUUUGCUGGAAUUAUGGCUGAUACGCUUGGUCGAAAGCCCUCUGUCAUGUUAUGCGACUUGCUUUUCGCUGUUGGUGCUUUAAUCCAGUUUUUCUGUGGACACAUCUCCUGGAUGAUCGCCGGUCGAUUUAUCAUGGGCUGUGGUGUGGGCAUUGGAUCAUUAACGGCCCCGUUGUAUAUUUCCGAGCUUUCUCCUAGUAAGUUUAGGGGACGUCUUGUGACCAUAAAUUGUUUAGCAAUCACCGGCGGCCAGCUCAUUGCUUACGCAGUCGGAGCUGGAUUCUCACAUACGACUUCUGGCUGGAGAUAUACUGUGGCACUUUCUUUGGUACCGUGCAUACUACAAUUCAUUUCGUUGCUAUUUCUUCCUGACACUCCACGCUUUAUGAUCAUGAAGAAGAGAUAUAGCGACGCUUUUUCUGUGCUUCGUCGGGUGUAUCCAUCGUCAUCUAACGAUCUCAUAGAGGCAAACAUUAAAGAACUGUCAGAUUUAAACUCAUCUGUUCCUGGUAAUAGUACUUGGCGAAAGAUUGUCAAUGGUAAUAGAAUGCUUUUUCUGGUUCCUUCAAAUAGACGGGCACUCUUUAUAGGCUGCAGUCUUCAAGCUGUCCAGCAGUUUGUAGGAUUCAAUGCAAUCAUGUAUUUUUCAGGAACGAUUUUUGAGAUGCUUGGAUAUCGCAACUCCAUUAGUGUCAGCUGCGUUAUCGCAGGUACCAAUUUUAUCUUCACCGUGGUGUCGUUGUUUGCCAUAGACAAAGUUGGAAGGCGUAACAUUCUUCUCAUUACUAUGCCAUUCUUAUUUUCUACUCAACUUCUAUCCGCGUUCUCAUUCAAACAUUUGAAUAUAGAUGUGACUACAAACAAGGCCGAUACCCUUAGUGGUUGGGACUAUAUGGUUAUGUUAGCACUAAUUGGAUUUGUUGCCUCAUACGCGACAGGAUUGGGUAACGUUCCUUGGCAACAAUCCGAACUAUUUCCUCAAUCUGUAAGAGGAUUGGGAUCGUCCUUCACUACAGGAACCAACUGGUUCGGUUCAAUGGUCGUAUCGGCCUCAUUUCUUACGUUGAUGAGAUGGCUGACACCUUCAGGCACGUUUCUUCUUUUUGCAAGCGUCACAGCUAUCUCUUUCGUAGUGAUUUAUUUCACGUAUCCGGAAUUGGGUGCUCUACAAUUGGAAGAAGUUGAGCAGCUUCUCAGUGAUGGAUACAACGUCACGAAAAGCAUCAAAUUGCACGAAGCCAGAAAAUAG